This is a messenger RNA of Enhydra lutris kenyoni (northern sea otter), 2071 nucleotides long. Its product is annotated as kallikrein related peptidase 10. NCBI's taxonomy places the organism in Eukaryota, Metazoa, Chordata, Mammalia, Carnivora, Mustelidae. Gene Ontology annotation, molecular function: serine-type endopeptidase activity. The record is from RefSeq and is a predicted model, not a curated record. The transcript is spliced from 6 exons. Gene Ontology annotation, biological process: proteolysis. Bases 166 to 1002 code for a protein of 278 amino acids.
CCCUGGGGGGAGGGUGGGGAAAUUUCCGGGCUCUUUGAGGUUAAAAGGGAAGGCCAGGCCAGGGGUCCCAGGCCACAGGAUUUCAGCAGCCCACUCGGCAGGGCAGAGCCACUUCUGAGUCUCCUCCUUCCUUCCCAGCAUCGACUCCCAGUCUCAGUCCUGGCCAUGGGACUCCCGCACGGCCACCUGUGCACCGCCUCUAGCGCCCGGGCCCUGUCGAGGCUGCUGCUGCCGCUGCUCGUGACGCAACUGUGGGCCGCGGAGGCGGUGCUGCUCCCCAGAAACGACACCGGCGUGGACCUUGUGGCCUCCGGCGCUCCUUGCGCACGCGGUUCGCAGCCCUGGCAGGUCUCCCUCUUCAGUGGCCUCUCGUUCCACUGCGCGGGCGUCCUGGUGGACAAGAGUUGGGUGCUCACAGCCGCGCACUGCCGGAACAACAAUCCUCUAUGGGCUCGCAUUGGGGACGACCACCUGCUCCUCCUCCAGGGCGAGCAGCUCCGCCGGACCACUCGCCACGUCAUCCACCCCAAGUUCCACCAGGUCUCAGGCCCCAUCCUGCCGAGGCGGACAGACGAGCAUGACCUCAUGCUGCUGAAGCUGGCCAGGCCCGCUGUGCUGGGGCCUCGCAUCCAGACCCUGCGCCUGCCCUACCGCUGUGCCCAGCCCGGAGACGAGUGCCAGGUCGCUGGCUGGGGUACCACGGCUACCCGAAGAGUGAAGUACAACAAGGGCCUGAGUUGCUCCAGGGUCACUGUCCUGAGCUCUAAAGAGUGCGAGGUCUUCUACCCUGGUGUUGUCACCAACAACAUGAUGUGUGCAGGACUGGACCAGGGUCAGGACCCCUGCCAGAGUGACUCCGGUGGCCCUCUGGUCUGUGACCAGACCCUGCAGGGCAUCCUUUCAUGGGGUGUUUACCCCUGCGGCUCAGCUCAGCAUCCAGCGGUCUACACCCAGAUCUGCAAAUACAGCUCCUGGAUAGAGAAAACCAUACACUCCAACUGACCCAGAGGCCCUGCCACUCCACCAGCUGCCGUCUUGCUCCUUCCUUCAUAGUUGCGGGGGCUGAAUUCUCCCCCUGUUCUGUUCGAACCUCCACUGCCCAACACCUGCUAACAUCUCUCCUCAUCUUCCCCUGCCUACUGCUGCUCUUUCCACACUUUGAAGCCAAAGUGUCAAUAGAGGUGGUCAAGUUUAAUUCAAGAGAAGCAAGGAAGCUGGUGGUCACCCAGCAUCUGAGAGAAGUUGUCACUCACUCAGCUUGCCUCCCUCUGCUAAUCCCUGCUGUGUGACCUCGGGCAAGCAGAGUAACCUGUCUGGGCCUCUGUUUCUUCAUCUGGAAGAUGGGGACAAUGGAGUGCCUGCCUCGGAGUCAUUGUGAAGAGACGAUCAUACAACAUGACCAUACAACACGAGUGCAUAGGUUGCUAUGGUAACUGUUAGUAAAGCAUUAACAUAGGGGGUGGCAAGCCCUGACUGAAUGUUCCCUGUUGUCAUGAUCUGUGAGCAGGUCCUGGUGAGGAUGAACGUAUGUAACUUCGUGUCCUGGGGAGAAAAGCACAGAAGUAGCACCCCCGUCCCAAGACCCCAAGCCCCAUCCUCCACAUCCCCAUCCCUCAGGGCUGAUGGGAGAAUCACACUCCCCACCCUCCCCUCAAGGUCUAUGAGGGGACCUUAACCACUUAACCUUAACCACUUCCUUCCUCCCUCCCACUGUUCCCCACGUCUGGGUCCACCCAGCACCAGUUCCUCCUGUCCCAGCAGGAGCUGGGCCACCUCUGAGUCAUCUAAUCCCUUCACUGCCUUCCUGGGGCCACUAGAACCCAAGGGACCUCACCACAGAUCCACCUCAGCCUCCAAGACCAGAGGAACCCGCCCCGCCUUAGUUGCUAAGUUCAAGGAAAGAAGUCCUCUGAGAUUUAGGGGAAGUUUUUUGUUGAGAUCCCUCUCCAUUCUCUCACCAAUCACAAGCCCCAGUCCCAGCUCCACCAUAUCCCCAUUCUCCUCUGAGCCCCUCACAACCCCCAGUCCACCGCCAUCCCCCCCCCAUCCCAAAUUGGCUUGGAAAUUUCGC